This is a messenger RNA of Condylura cristata (star-nosed mole), 7162 nucleotides long. RefSeq names its product RAS protein activator like 2 (gene RASAL2). Gene Ontology annotation, biological process: regulation of GTPase activity. The record is from RefSeq and is a predicted model, not a curated record. NCBI's taxonomy places the organism in Eukaryota, Metazoa, Chordata, Mammalia, Eulipotyphla, Talpidae. The coding region runs from base 393 to 4271 and encodes 1292 amino acids. The transcript has 19 exons.
UCCAUCCCCAGCCCAAGCCGGGUCUGGCCGCGAGGGACGCCAACUGGAGCUAAGAAAGGCAGCUCUGCGGGGGCAGGAGGGCGAGUCGCCCCUCCCGGGUCCUUUCGUGUCCCCUCCCGGGAGGGACCCACACCUGAGCCCAGAUCUACCCCUGGUCGGGGCCACGCUGGAUCCGCCUCCCGGCCUGGGUCCCGCCCGCCGGCUGCAGGUGGGCUGCGGCGCCCCAGAAGCUGGUAGUGGGCGACCGGGAAGGAGGUGAGCGGCGUCUGCUCCCGGUGCUGCUGCGAUCCUUGCCCCCGCUGCUGCGCUCUUCUCCGCCCUUUCCCGCGGGCUAGGCGCGGAGCCGCGCCCCCGCCGCCGCCGCUGCCGCCGCCUUGUCCCUCUGGGGCACCAUGGAGCUCUCCCCGUCGUCCGGAGGAGCCGCGGAGGCACUGUCCUGGCCGGAGAUGUUCCCGGGACUGGAGUCCGACUCGCCGCUGCCCCCGGAGGAGCUGGAAGCCGUUGUCCCAGUCAGUGGUGCCGUGGCCGGUGGCAUGCUGGAUCGGAUUCUCCUGGAGUCCGUGUGUCAGCAACAGAGCUGGGUCCGGGUGUACGAUGUGAAAGGGCCACCCACCCAUCGUCUGUCUUGUGGCCAAUCACCCUACACUGAGACAACAACAUGGGAGCGGAAGUAUUGCAUACUCACAGACAGCCAGUUGGUGUUGCUCAACAAAGAGAAGGAGAUACCUGUGGAGGGAGGACAGGAGCAGCAGACAGAUUCCACCAAAGGGCGAUGCCUGCGGAGAACUGUGAGUGUCCCUUCCGAGGGUCAGUUUCCUGAGUACCCACCAGAGGGCGCUGCUAAACUGGAGGUGCCGGCAGAAAGGUCCCCCCGUAGACGGAGUAUCUCAGGGACCAGUACAUCAGAGAAAACCAACUCCAUGGACACUGCAAAUACCUCACCCUUCAAAGUACCAGGAUUCUUCAGCAAGCGUCUGAAAGGCUCCAUCAAGAGGACCAAAAGCCAAUCAAAGCUGGACAGGAACACAAGCUUCCGGCUUCCCUCCCUUCGCAAUACAGAGGACAGGUCUCGUGGGCUGCCUAAACUAAAAGAGUCACGUUCCCAUGAAUCUUUGCUGAGCCCAUGCAGUGCAGUGGAAUGUCUGGAUCUUGGCAGAGGGGAGCCUGUAUCCGUGAAACCUCUCCAUAGUAGCAUCCUGGGACAAGACUUCUGCUUUGAGGUUACUUACUUAAGUGGAAGUAAAUGCUUCAGCUGUAACUCUGCUUCAGAGAGAGAUAAGUGGAUGGAAAACCUUCGAAGGACAGUUCAGCCAAAUAAGGACAAUUGCAGACGAGCUGAAAAUGUUCUCCGCUUGUGGAUCAUUGAAGCCAAGGACCUUGCCCCUAAAAAGAAAUAUUUCUGCGAACUGUGCCUUGAUGAUACCCUCUUUGCUCGUACAACCAGCAAGACCAAAGCAGACAAUAUUUUUUGGGGUGAACAUUUUGAAUUCUACAGCCUUCCCCAUCUUCAUAGUAUCACAGUUCACAUUUACAAAGAUGUGGAAAAAAAGAAAAAAAAGGACAAGAAUAAUUAUGUAGGUUUAGUCAACAUCCCCACUGCCAGUGUGACUGGCCGCCAAUUUGUAGAAAAGUGGUAUCCAGUGAGUACACCUACGCCCAACAAAGGAAAGACUGGAGGACCUUCUAUUCGUAUUAAGUCACGUUUCCAAACUAUCACCAUUCUGCCUAUGGAGCAAUACAAAGAAUUUGCAGAAUUUGUCACCAGCAACUACACCAUGCUAUGUUCUGUCCUGGAACCAGUAAUUAGUGUGAGAAAUAAAGAGGAGUUAGCUUGUGCCUUAGUGCACAUUCUUCAAAGUACUGGCAGAGCUAAGGAUUUUCUGACCGACUUGGUGAUGUCUGAGGUGGAUCGUUGUGGAGAGCAUGAUGUCUUGAUCUUCAGAGAGAACACCAUUGCCACCAAAUCCAUUGAGGAAUACCUCAAGUUAGUGGGGCAGCAGUAUCUUCACGAUGCAUUGGGGGAGUUCAUCAAAGCUUUGUAUGAGUCAGAUGAGAACUGUGAAGUGGAUCCCAGCAAAUGCUCAUCUAGUGAACUGAUAGACCAUCAGAGCAACCUGAAAAUGUGCUGUGAGCUGGCUUUCUGCAAGAUCAUCAACUCUUACUGUGUUUUCCCUCGUGAAUUGAAAGAAGUGUUCGCUUCAUGGAAGCAGCAGUGCCUGAACCGCGGCAAGCAAGACAUCAGUGAGAGGCUCAUCAGUGCCUCACUGUUUCUGCGUUUUUUGUGCCCAGCCAUUAUGUCUCCUAGUCUUUUCAACCUCAUGCAGGAAUAUCCUGAUGACCGCACCUCCCGGACCCUAACUCUUAUUGCCAAGGUCAUUCAGAACCUGGCUAAUUUUGCCAAAUUUGGUAACAAAGAAGAAUACAUGGCAUUCAUGAAUGAUUUUUUAGAACAUGAAUGGGGUGGAAUGAAGCGCUUCCUUUUGGAGAUAUCUAAUCCAGACACCAUCUCAAACACCCCAGGCUUUGAUGGUUACAUUGAUCUGGGCCGAGAGCUUUCAGUUUUGCAUUCCUUACUGUGGGAAGUAGUUUCCCAACUUGAUAAGGGUGAAAAUUCCUUCCUACAGGCGACCGUGGCAAAAUUGGGACCUCUCCCUCGUGUUCUUGCUGAUAUCACCAAGUCUCUGACUAACCCUACACCCAUACAGCAACAACUCAGACGCUUCACUGAGCAUAACUCCAGUCCAAAUGUCAGUGGAAGCCUCUCCUCUGGGCUGCAGAAAAUAUUCGAAGACCCCACUGACAGUGAUUUGCAUAAACUGAAAUCUCCAAGCCAAGACAACACGGAUAGCUAUUUUAGAGGGAAAACAUUGUUACUGGUGCAGCAAGCCUCCUCCCAAAGCAUGACUUACUCUGAAAAGGAUGAAAAAGAAAGCAGUCUUCCAAAUGGUCGGAGCAUCUCCCUCAUGGACCUUCAAGACACUCAUGCUGCUCAAGUGGAGCAUGCAUCCGUCAUGCUUGAUGUGCCUAUGCGCUUGACCGGAAGCCAGCUUUCCAUAACCCAGGUGGCCAGCAUCAAACAAUUGCGGGAAGCACAGAGCACUCCCCAGAGUGCACCCCAAGUGAGAAGGCCCUUGCACCCAGCCUUGAGCCAGCCAGGCAGCCUCCAGCCCUUGUCAUUCCAGAACCCUGUCUAUCACCUCAAUAACCCAAUUCCAACAAUGCCAAAGGCCUCUGUAGAUUCGAGUUUGGAGAACUUAAGCACUGCCAGUUCCCGAAGCCAAAGUAAUAGUGAGGACUUCAAGCUCAGUGGACCCAGCAAUAGCAGCAUGGAAGAUUUCACCAAACGUAGCACUCAAAGUGAGGACUUCUCCAGACGGCACACUGUGCCAGACAGACACAUACCUCUUGCCCUGCCACGGCAAAAUAGUACCGGACAGGCACAAAUCCGAAAAGUGGACCAGGCUGGGUUAGGUGCCCGAGCCAAAGCCCCACCAUCCUUGCCACACAGUGCUUCCUUACGUAGCACCGGGAGCAUGUCUGUGGCAUCAGCAGCCCUGAUGGCUGAACCUGUGCAGAAUGGGAGCCGGUCCCGGCAGCAGUCUUCAUCUUCCAGAGAGAGCCCUGUUCCCAAAGUGAGAGCCAUCCAGAGACAGCAGACCCAGCAGGUAGGGGUUCAGUCACCUGUGGACUCCGCCACAAUGUCCCCCGUAGAGAGGACAGCAGCUUGGGUUCUAAACAAUGGGCAGUAUGAAGAGGAUGUGGAAGAAACUGAACAAAAUCAAGAUGAAGCCAAGCAUGCUGAAAAGUAUGAGCAAGAAAUCACAAAGCUGAAGGAGCGCCUGCGAGUGUCCAGCCGGCGGCUGGAGGAGUAUGAACGCCGGCUGCUGGUGCAGGAGCAGCAGAUGCAGAAGCUUCUGCUGGAGUACAAAGCCCGCCUGGAGGAUAGUGAGGAGCGGCUGCGUAGGCAGCAGGAGGAGAAAGACAGCCAGAUGAAGAGCAUCAUCAGCAGGCUAAUGGCUGUGGAAGAGGAAUUGAAAAAGGAUCAUGCUGAGAUGCAAGCAGUUAUUGAUGCAAAGCAGAAAAUAAUUGAUGCCCAGGUCAUAAAUGGAGAUGAGAUUAUUCAAACAGGAAAAACGGAUCGUGUCCCUGGAUUCUGCCAACACCAGACUGAUGAGCGCACUGACCCAAGUGAAGGAGCGGUACAGCAUGCAGGUCCGCAAUGGCAUCUCCCCCACCAACCCCACCAAACUUUCCAUCACGGAGAAUGGUGAAUUCAAAAACAGCAGCUGCUGAUGGGCUUCAUGGAUAGACAGACUAUGGGAGGAGACAGAAGGAAAUUUCCCCGCUCUCCUGCCCCAGCCCUUACCCACCCCCACCAGGUUUACAGAAUGUUUGCUACUUCAACACGGCAGUGUGGCAAGGAACUCUUGAAUGAAGAAAGGAACUUUCGUCUUUCAGGGCAUAAGGCUGAGACUUGAAGGUCGAUGCUUCCCCCCAUGUCUCUGUGUACAUAGGGAACUUAGUUCUGGGCCAUGUACAGAAAAUACCACUGUAAUAUACCAAAAGGAAGUUAAUAAUGUAGAUUACCUUUUUAAUUAUUGCUAUUUUUAUUAUUAUUUUCCUCUAGUUGAAAGCACUGCAGUUGUUAGAGGAGGAAAAUUAGGAAUUGUGUGUGAGUGAGAAUGGGCCCAGGGGUUCAGUAGCUAGAGACCAAGUGUGUGUGAUAGGAGCACAGGGAGUGCAAUAGAACAUCAUCAGGAUGAAUUGUUCAGGGAUUCAUCUGCCCAUUUAAAAAUCCCACCCUGGUCCCCGUGUCCCUUAGGAAAACACGAGAAUUCCAAGAUCCAAGCAAAAUGUAUCCCAUUGAUCACCCAAGACUGGUUCUGGAUGGACAACGAAUCUGAUUUGGGAACAUACUUUUUCAAAGGACACAGAUAAGAACUGUGUAUCGAAAUUGGACUUGAGUAAUUUCUAUUGAACUCUUGUUGACGUUUGUUUCCUUCUGUUUAUAGCAGAUGGGAAUUUUCCAUUUUAGAUAGGGGGCUUUUUUUUCACCCCAAUUGUAAUAAAGGGUGUUCUUAUUUUCUUCUUUAGAGUUUACAAAACUAUAAAUACUGUGUCUUGACAACUGUCUCCAUCCUCACACAGCCUCUGUCCUUUCCUCUCCGUGCCAGAGCCAGUCAUCAGCAACAGGGUCACCUUCCCUGGAGAGGUUAUUCAAGCACGCUGUCCACAGCCAUCUAAAACAAACACCCUUUCUCCUACACAGAAAAGGGCUAACCAUACCAUAGCAAGAAUCUCUGGAUAUUUCCUAUUAAAAAUUGUUUUUAUAUUUGUAAGUUAUAACUUUUAUUUGGGAAUAAAGAUUAUAUCCAUUGUACUAGCAAAUCUCUGGGUAGGAUAAUUUUACCACAAUCCUUAAUUUUAAAGUUGGUUCUCCUAUUAGUCCUCUCAGUAAAAUUUGGAAAGGAAAUCCAAAUCUGAAACUUUGCUCUCUUAAAAGAGAAAUCACUCUUAUGGAUAAAAAAGAAAACAAAGUGUGAGAACAGCAUAUGCCAUGCUUUUAGUAGACCCAAUCUACCCAUCAUGGUUCUUGACUUCAUCAUCAGAUAAGAAAAGUCACGGGAGUGAAUUUAUUUCCUUUUUUUUUUUUCUCAGAAGUGUGAGGUGUCUUCUUCCAUAUCAGAAGUAUGGGAUGUUACAUGUUAAACAGCAUUAUAUAUACAAAAAUAUAUAUACAUAUAUACUCACAUAUGUACAUAGUACAGCACAAGUGGAAAAAGUCCACACCUUCCAUGCGGUCAGAUGCAGUGUUAGAAGGGUUUUAAGAUAUCUAAGCAGUUGUUUAUAUUGAGAAAGCCUCAUUUCUGCAAUAAGUUAAUGAUGUUUAUUUUAAUUUAUGAACUUCAAGGAAAUUUUUUAAAAGGCAAGGAAAGAUUAAGAAAAAAAUACAUCUGAAGAAGCCGUAAGUAUGAAGUGAGUUGUCUCCACAGAACAAAAUACUUAACAAAGGACAAGGGAACAAUUUUUUGCAUCUUCUUUUGAGUGAAGCCCAGAGAGACUCCAAGCCUCAUGUUUACAGCAGGCCCAGGUUUGUGUCCUUCCCUCUAAGUGCUGCCCUCUCUCACAUGGGAUGUCAGCAGCCACACCAUGGCCCACAGGCUGUUACAAUAUUCCCUGUUUUUGCCUGUCAAGAUCUAAGAAUUGUGCAUUUCAGUGACUUACGUAUGUAAUGUGGGUAAUGUCUCGCACUUAAUUUUGGAAUUUCAGAGAACUGAUAAAGUUAGCUAUAUCAGGGGCUUGAGAGAAACACAAAAAGUCAAAAAAUGUUUUUGAUAGAUGUAAGACAUCUUGUUGCAUUGUGAGAAUUCCUCAUGGGAUGCCUGCUUUGGAAGAUUAAAUAUCCAAAAUGUUUGGGGAAACUAUGCAGCCCUCUUUUACCAUGUUUCCUGGACAAUGAGGGAAAAAAAUAAGGCUGCAAGUUCAGAAUUAUUGCCAGAUGUUAAAUUUUAGAUUGUCCUUUGAGCCUACGCCUGUCUACAUUUUUUUCUGAGUAUUUCUUUAGAGAACACUGCAAUUUAUGGAAUUUAUUUUGAGGCAUUUUUAAGUACAAAAAAAGGCCUCAAUAGUUGAUGAUGUUUACGGAGGUAUAGCUUAAAUGGCAUUUAUUCAGUUUCUGUAGGUGCAUACCUGUUUUGCUGGGAGGAGUUGAGUGAUUGAAGAAAAGCAGGUGGGUUGAGAUAGCCGCGCCUCACAUUCCUUCUUCCACCUAGCACGUCACCACAUCAUGGACUACAGCAUGGACGUGAGUUGAGUGGAAUUUGGAAUGCAGGUGAAGUGAUUGCAAAGUGUUUGUCUAACUGAUGACCAGUCUAGGCCAUUAACAAGGACAGUGUUCAUAGAAUUUAGAAAAAGAGCUUCAUACUCCCCUUUCAUUUCACUGGAGCAAUAAGGUUUGACAGAAGCAGGAGAAAACAGCUCUAUUUUUCAUCAGGUUAUCCUGUUCCCUAAGUCUCAGCACUAUAAGCCAUGCAAAGGGGAGAUUGUAACAAGGUCACAAAUACUUGAGGACUUACUAUGUUCCAGGCGGUGUCAUCAGGGUUGUUGGGCCUGGAGCCCUCUGUUGGAAAAAGAGUAGUAAAAUAAAGCAAUUAGGCUGCUA